This is a messenger RNA of Drosophila bipectinata, 2499 nucleotides long. Its product is annotated as sodium-dependent nutrient amino acid transporter 1. Lineage: Eukaryota; Metazoa; Arthropoda; Insecta; Diptera; Drosophilidae. Gene Ontology annotation, biological process: sodium ion transmembrane transport. Gene Ontology annotation, cellular component: plasma membrane. Gene Ontology annotation, molecular function: L-amino acid transmembrane transporter activity. The record is from RefSeq and is a predicted model, not a curated record.
GCGGGCACUCGGCUUGGCUUUUUCGGCUUUUGGCUCACGUGAUCGGGAAACGCGCUCGGCGACCAGCUGCCAAAAGGCUAAUGCAAUAAUAACGGGUUUUAUUUUUGGAUACAUUCGAAAAUAUUCGAAAAUCGUGUGCGAAGAUGCUCAGUAAUUUGAGCUAUAAGUUUUGUUAAACAAUAGAAUUGAGACUAAAAGUGCUAAACUCUUAACAUUUUAACAACCUUGGCGGGGCAAAGAGUCUUAAUUGGACAACAAAAACAAAAAAUAACUCCAGCCGGUUCAAAGUGGUUAUAGCCGCUUGUUACUUUACCUACAUCAACCAUAACAACAACAUCGGCAAUUCAAAUCGCCAACAACAAUACCAGAAAAUCAGCAUAAGCUCAAUUGUCGCCUGGCAGACAAGACACUGGCGAAGGUGCAAGCCUCAUUGUUGUGUUAAAAAUAAGAAGACGCUUAAAAACUACAGGCAAAAUGGAGUCAUCCCGCAGGAAUUACCAAAAUUCUGCCUUUGUGAGCGACGAUGGUCGCAGCACAGCCAGCACCGUGGACAUUUCGGCCACCAGUUCAGUUCCCCGUGAUAAUGCCACCGACGCAGAGGCCGCAAAGUCGCCAGAGGAGCGUGCCACCUGGGGCAAGGGAAUCGAGUUCCUGAUGUCCUGCAUCGCCAUGUCUGUGGGCCUCGGAAACGUUUGGCGUUUCCCUUUCACCGCCCUGGACAAUGGUGGCGGCGCAUUCCUCAUCCCAUAUCUCAUUGUCCUGUUCCUGAUUGGCAAACCGAUUUACUAUCUGGAAAUGGUAAUUGGCCAGUUUUCAAGCCGCGGCUCGGUAAAAGUUUUCGAUUUGUGUCCGGCCAUGAAAGGUGUUGGAAUUGGGCAGGUGAUAUCGAUAUCUAUGGUUACCACUUACUACGUGGCCAUAAUGGGCAUAACCCUGCGCUACCUGUUCGAUUCGUUUCGCUCUCCGCUGCCCUGGUCCGAGUGCCGGACGGACUGGCAGUCGUUCUGUGUGGCGUCCAGCCAGGGCAACACCUCCAAAUUGGUCAGCCCCAUGGAAAUGGAUGGUCUGCCCCAGCAGCAGCCUGUGGCAUCCGCCGAGCUGUAUUUUCUUAAGGAAGUUCUGCACGAGUUGCCCAAUAUCGACGAUGGAAUCGGCCUGCCCAACUGGGAACUGGUCCUUGGACUUUUCGUGGCCUGGGCCAGUGUUUUCCUCAUCAUUCGUCGUGGCGUCAAAAGCUCCGGCAAAGCCUCUUACUUCCUGGCCAUCUUCCCCUACAUCAUCAUGGGUGUCCUUCUGGUGCGGGCUGUAACCCUGCCAGGGUCCAUUGAUGGCAUUUACUACUUCAUCAGGCCCCAGUGGGGCAAGAUUCUGGAUCCGAAAGUGUGGUACGCAGCAGUGACCCAGUGCUUCUACUCCCUGUCCGUGUGCUUCGGCAACAUCAUCAUGUAUGCCUCCUUCAACAAGUUCGGCCACAAUGUGCACCGGGAUGCAGUUAUUGUGACCAGUCUGGACACGGUUACCUCCCUGCUAGCUGGUUUCACGAUAUUCGGUAUCCUGGGCCAUUUGGCUCAUGAGAUCGGCACCGAUGACAUUGGAACGGUGGUAAAGGGUGGCGCCGGCUUGGCAUUUAUUUCGUACCCGGACGCCAUUUCCAAGUUCAAGAGCCUCCCACAGAUAUUUUCGGUGCUGUUCUUCCUUAUGUUGUUUGUCCUGGGAAUCGGCUCGAACAUUGCCAUGACAUCCUGUUCAGUGACUGCCAUUCGGGAUCGGUUCCCCAACUUUAAACAGUGGCAAUGUUCGCUGCUUAUUGCUGUUGUCAGCUUUGUGAUUGGACUUAUAUAUAUAACUCCGGGAGGACAAUAUAUGCUGACUUUAGUGGACUUCUUUGGAGCUUCGAUGAUUGCUCUGGUGCUGGGAAUUGCUGAGCUGUAUACGAUCGGUUGGAUUUACGGUACCGAUCGCCUUUGCAAGGACAUUGAGUUCAUGCUGGGACGCAAGGUGGGCCUCUACUGGAGACUCUGCUGGAGCAUUAUCACACCUCUCAUUAUGACCACUAUUUUGAUAUAUUUCUACGCAACCUACGAGCCCCUGACCUACAACAAUGUGAUCUACCCCACUUGGGCCUACGGCAUUGGCUGGAUGAUUACUGCCUUUGGAAUUCUUCAGCUACCCAUUUGGAUGAUAGUGGCCAUUAUCAGAGAUCCGGGUACAACAUUGGGUGCCAAGAUUCGAGGUGCCUUUACGCCGAAAAAGAACUGGGGCCCCAUGGAUCCUCUGCUACGGGAGCAAUACCACAAGGAAAUCGAAAACGAUUUGACCCCGAGACGAGGUCAAGGUGUUUGGGCUGCCAUCAAGCAGAAUAUUUUUGGCUAAUCGAAAAUUCCAUAUUAUCUAUCACAGGCCCAAUGUAAAUAAUCAUGUGCUUAGUAUUAGCGAUUCCUGUAUAAAAGAUCUUUCUCUACUCUUAAGUCUGCCAAUAAACCUAAUAAGAACUUUAAA